AUGAAGGAUUUGAUUAUUCGCUGUUCUUCUGUGAGAACUGUGGCAGUCCCAUUUACGCAGCACCGCACUUCCUGGACAACAAGAUCGUCAUACAGGUCGGCACUAUUGAUGAUAUUGAGAUGCUACAGAGAGCACCAGCAGUCGAGCUUAAUGUCGGGCACCGAUUAG
This is a messenger RNA of Cyphellophora europaea CBS 101466, 168 nucleotides long. RefSeq lists its product as uncharacterized. The record is from RefSeq and is a predicted model, not a curated record. The transcript has a single exon. NCBI's taxonomy places the organism in Eukaryota, Fungi, Ascomycota, Eurotiomycetes, Chaetothyriales, Cyphellophoraceae. The coding region runs from base 1 to 168 and encodes 55 amino acids.